Messenger RNA from Leucoraja erinaceus (little skate), 1733 nucleotides. It is a transcript of the gene pxmp2, whose product is annotated as peroxisomal membrane protein 2. Gene Ontology annotation, cellular component: membrane; cytoplasm. The coding region runs from base 104 to 679 and encodes 191 amino acids. The record is from RefSeq and is a predicted model, not a curated record. The transcript is spliced from 5 exons. Lineage: Eukaryota; Metazoa; Chordata; Chondrichthyes; Rajiformes; Rajidae.
UACGGUAGCGAAGUAGCGAUUCGUGUGUCGGGCCGCGACGACUCGGGCGAGACCAAAGAUCACAGGGCGAGACGACAGGCAGCUGAGGCUCCGCUUCGAUAGAAUGAUGUCGGGGUACCCCACACCUGAGCGAACCUUCCAUCGACUCCUGCUGCACCAGUACUUGCAUCUGCUCAAGAGGUUCCCAAUAUUGACCAAGUCAGUUACCAGUGGCAUUCUGUCAGGACUUGGAAAUGUUUUGUCUCAAGUGUUGGAGCAGCGUAGUAAGGGUCAAAGUAUAUUGAAGAAUCUGAACUUUGGAGGUCCAACCAGAUUUGGAGUAUUUGGAUUGUUCUUCACGGGCCCUCUAAGUCAUUACUUCUAUCUUUAUCUUGAUAAAUUGAUUCCGUCCAAUGUUCCCUACUCCCAAAUAAAGAGACUGCUGCUGGACCGACUGAUGUUUGCCCCAGCAUUCCUUGCUCUUUUUUUCACAGUGAUUACUCUACUUGAGGGAAAGAAAUUGAAGGCAUUAAAGGAGAAGAUGCAGACUGGAUACUGGAUAGCUCUGAAAAUGAAUUGGAAAGUUUGGACCAUCUUUCAGUACAUUAACCUUAAUUACGUGCCUGCUCAGUUCCGAGUGCUGUUUGCAAAUUUAGUAGCUCUGUUCUGGUAUGCAUACCUUGCUUCAAUCAGAAGAUGAAGCCUCGUCAUCAAUACCCAUCACUGUCUGCUUGGAAUGAUUUCUUUCACUCAGAGAAUAUCCUUCAAAGAGUAAAUGAUGGACUUGUCAAAAUCCAAACAUAAUUUUCUAUGUAUUCCUUAAACAUUUAAUAGAUGGAUAAUUGUUUUAUUUGAAGAAAAGUGCUUUUGCAGAAACUGUGGAAUUUGCUGUGAAAAACUUACAAUUAGCUGGAUUUUUUAAACUACUGAACAUAAACUAAUUCCGCAAACUAUUUUCUACAUUGGAUUUUUAAGUACAAUGGAUCUUUAUUAAUUAUACUAAAUGGUAGUAUUUAAUCAAGUAUUUAAGUUGAGAUUGCAGAUUGUAAGAACCAGGCAAGAAUGACAAAUGGGUUGGUGUGCUUGUGAGGCAAGCCAGCCUAUGGGUUGGGCUACUUGUGAUAGCUAUCCAAUAUAUACAUAAAGAGAAGAGGAAUUUCUUCUAUGAGAGGGUUUAGAAUAUCUGGAACUCUUUAUUCUAGAAAGCUAUAAAGGUGGGAACUUCACAGACAUUUAGGCCACUGGAGAGUUUGGGCUAUGAGUGAGAGUGGGAAAAUAAUAUGCUAUCAAGAUUGGGUCAGCCAUGGUCUUAUUUAAUUAUUGAAUGGUGGAUCAGGCUUAAGAGGUCAAUUGGCCUACUGCAGCUUUUAUAUUUUGGCAUUCAUGCAAUUUUCAGCUCUUGCAAAAUGGAAAAUCUUCCUUGCAAAAUGCAAACAUUUAUGAAAAUGGCCGUGGAAACACAUUUCACGUUAUUUACUCCACAAUUUCAGGAUCAAAAUGCCAAUUGUUUACAAAGUCUAUAAAUUCCAAGUACCAUUCUCAAGAGCUAACACAAAAUGGAAUAAUUGUUUUUCAUAAGAUGGAUUUUCUUAUAAUUUUUUAAUGUUAAACUGUGUAAUUGUCAAUGGGGAGAAAGUCCUCAUAAUGAGUGACUUCAGUGUGCUAGCAUAUAUUAAAGGCUCAAGGAGAAUUGAUAUGUGUAUUGUCAAGUGAUUUAUUUUCUUGGUCAAAUAAACAUGAUUAUUGAACCAGGC